Meloidogyne enterolobii is the source of this 1423-nucleotide messenger RNA. NCBI's taxonomy places the organism in Eukaryota, Metazoa, Nematoda, Chromadorea, Rhabditida, Meloidogynidae. The record is from the annotation of a GenBank genome assembly.
CGAGGAAAACAAUGAAGAAAAAUUAAAAGAUGAAAAAGGAAAGGGAAAAAUAGGGGAAGUUCAAUGGCGCCGAAAAAAUCAACAACUUAUUGAAAGUGAGGUUAAAAAGCCAGAACAUACUGAAUCGAAGCUUCAACCAAGUAGAAGUUCUCGAAGAAACGCGCGUAGGAGAACUCUGGAAGGGCAUCUUAUAAGAAUAGCAAGAGGGGUUGGAAGAAUCAGUUGCGUCAAACUCUCCAAAGGAGCCUACUAAAGGACCCCUUCCAAACACUUUUAAAGGAACUAGAAAUUUACGAGGGAAUUAUAAUCAUCCAAAACCUCUAAUUAUUACUCGACCUAAUCAGCAUCAACAAAAUCGUCCAAAACCUCUAUUCACUAACCGACCUAAGCAAGGACAUCAACGCCAACAAAAUUCUUUUAAAAGACAAAACUCAAUUUUAAACAGCUCUCAAACUCCCUUAAACUAUCAGUUGUAAGAUUUUUCUUCAAGUUUUAAAGUUGGGUAGUAAUAGAAUUAAUGAACCUGGUCUGAGAGGUCCUGAUCGACUAAAAAAUCUUGAGAGGUCCCAAUCAACUGAGAUCUGAGAGGUCUGGUCUGAGAGGUGGUUCUUCCCUAAAGCCAAAAGUUCCUCCCUUGGUUCCUCCCGAAGAUUUUCUUUCGGUCUUUAGAGGGCGUUAUAAAUGUACCAACCUUUCGACUAUAAUCAUUGGAUCCGUCAGUGACCCUUGGUUUAGAUUUUCGGACUGCUUAUCUUGUCUUAACAGAGACCAGGAUCUUGAUCGGACAUAGGGUUUUUUCUGCCUUAUUUGUUAGGGUGGUCCUUGUUUUUCCUUCUCGAAAAUUUUAUAUCACUCAAGGUAGAAUAGUCAUAUGUAUUUAAGUACCUUUAUUAACAGCGUGAGUCCGAUGACAUCUCCAUCUAAUAUGCCUUCAACUCCAAUUAAUCCUCAAGUUCAACAUUACAUGCUACAACAAUAUCCCCAUCAAGAACCUCCUUAUUCUCCACAUAUGGUUCCUCCAAUGCCAGUUUAUUCGGAAGUCCACCAUCAUAUAUUACCACAAUAUACUCAUCCUUCUUAUCCUCACCCACAACAACUUCCGCAUCCACAAUAUCCUCCUCAUCAACACCCUCCUCAACUAACAGUCAUCAAUCAUCAUUACCAUAUUCACCCACAACCAGUUAUUCAAGUCCCAGGACAAAUGCCUAAUAUGCCUGUCCAACAACAACAACCAUUUCACUACCCUUUACAUGGUCAUAGUCAGAUAAUGCCAACACCUUUAUUAUAUCCAGUAUCUGAUCCUAAUGUAGACUUAAGUCUGACAAUACCAAAAGAGCGAUUAAUUCUUACUCAAGAUGAAACUUCUCAACCUCCCAAUUUGUCACACCGCCCUGGUAAAUUUCAAUUAAAUAAUAUAAAGUAA